AGAGGCGGUGAGAGAGGGAGCUUUGCUUUUACUUUUGUUUGCUUCGUAGAGGAGAUGUUGCUGGUUGCUCCAAGAGAUUCAGGACAGUGGUGAAAUCAGAGCAGAUGGUGGAGUAUUCUCUUGUCGAAAGAAACUUAAUUGUGCUAAUCAUAUCUGUAUCGAGACUUGUGGGAAAACUAGAUUGGAGGAGAAACGCCACAGUUGUUUAGACCCAAUUCCUACCUGUUCACAAGUAUGUGGCAAGUUCCUUCCUUUGUGAAGAGCCAUGCCAUGCCGGGGAUUGUUCUCCUUGUCUGGUUCUAGUUUCCCAGAAGUGUCGAUGUGGCUCUACUUCCCGCACUGUGGAGUGUUGCAAGACAAAAAUGGAAAAUCAGAAAUUUACUUUCUAAUCCAAAUAAUAUUCUUAAUGCGGAUUGGGAUCCACACUUGUGUCAAUUACCAUGUGAAUCCCUGUGCCACAGUGGUCAUUGUCCACCUUGUCUUCAAACUAUAUUUACUGAUUUGACAUGCUCUUGUGGCACACCGCCUCCCUCAUGUCAGCUUCCAUGUUCAGUUCCUCAGCCUUGUUCGCAUCCGGCCUCUCACAGCUGCCUUUUUCGAGAUUGCCCUCCUUGUUCAGUGCCUGUAGCAAAAGAAUGUAUUGGUGGGCAUGUAGUUCUUAGGAACAUACCUUGUGGUUCGAAGGAUAUUAGAUGCAAUAAACUCUGUGUGAAGACCAGACAGUGCGGUUUACAUGCAUGUGGCAGAACAUGUCACCUCCCACCUUGUGAUAAUCUAUCUGUUGUGACAUGUGGUGCUCCUAGGAGAGACUGCCGGCAUACAUGUAUAGCUCCUUGUCACCCUUCAACUCCAAGUCCAGAUACAAGAUGCGAAUUCCCCGUCACAAUUACUUGUUCUUGUGGCCGAAUAACAGAAAAUGUUCCUUGUGAUGCUGGUGCUAAUUAUAAUGCUGAUGUGGUACAUGAAGCUUCCAUUAUUCAAAAGUUGCCUGUGCUUCUUCAACCUGUGGCUGCAAAUGGCAAAAAAGCUCCCCUUAGACAAAGAAAACUGAUGUGUAAUGAUGACUGUGCUAAGUUAGAGCGUAAAAGGGUUCUUGCAGAUGCUUAUGAGAUUACCGCUCCAAAUCUGGAUUCUCUCCAUUUUGGUGAGAAUUCGAUUGCUUCUGAAUUGCUUGCUGACAUGUUGAGAAGUGAUUCUAAAUGGGUUUUAUCUGUUGAGGAGAGAUGCAAGUUUUUAGUACUUGGCAAGAGCAGAGGAAAUGAUGCACAUGGUCCAAAAGUCCAAGUUUUCUGUCCUAUGUUAAAGGACAAAGGAGAUGCAGUAAGGGUGAUUGCUGAGAGAUGGAAGCUUGUAGUGAAUGCAGCUGGUCGGGAGCCAAAGCAUUUCAUAGUUGUUCAUGUUACCCCAAAAUCAAGAGCUCCUGCUCGUGUGCUAGGGGUUAAGGGUACUACCACUGUAAAUGUGCCCCUUCCUCUUGCAUUUGAUCCUUUGGUUGAUAUGGAUCCUCGAGUUGUUGUCUCUUUUCUAGACUUACCAAGGGAUGCAGAUAUUAGUGCAUUGGUGUUGAGAUUUGGUGGUAAGUGUGAACUUGUUUGGUUAAAUGACAAAAAUGCGUUGGCCGUUUUUAAUGACCCUGCCCGUGCUGCAACUGCAAUGAGGAGGUUUGAUCACGGCACUGUUUAUAAGGGAGCUGUGAUGGUGGUUGUUCCACCAAAUGUCGGGGCAUCAGUAGCAUCUUCAGCUACCAAUGCCUGAGGAGGAUCUGGGACAAUGAAAGGAGGAGCACUGGCAGCAUUAAAGGGAAAUCCAUGGAAAAAAGAUGUUAUUCAAGAGCUGGGUUGGAGAGAAGAUGCUUGGGGUGAUGAGGAGUGGGCUACUGGCUCUGCUAAUGUUCAAUUGCCUAUUAAGAAGAAAGAAGCCCUAAUAUCUGCUUCAGCAAAUCCUUGGAGUGUCUUAAAUCAAGAAUCCUCUUCAAGUUCAUCUGUUGCAGCCAUUAAAAUUGAUGGUUCUAGGAAACACUAUGAAAGUAGUGUUGUCACAAAGUUGGAGCCUCGUGAUGGUGGAUCAAAUCUAGGAGGGCAGCCUGCAGGAAACUUUGAUGCUUUAGAAGGUGCUGAUGUAGUAGAUGAUUGGGAGAAGGCUUGUGAAUAGCAAGGAAUAAGCCCUUUUCAUUUUAUUUUGUUGAGAAGAAGGCAGGUUUUGUAUGGCCUUGUGGCCUCUUUUUUUGCCAUGAGGUGGACAUCCCCCCUCCCUUUUUGGCUAAUAUUUUAAUUUUUGUAGUGGAAAAAAUGGAAUGAUGGUGUAUGGGGUGAUUGAAGGAAAGAUCAACUUGGCUUUGAUGUUCUGAAUUGCGGUUGGAAGGGCUGUAGUACCUUUGCUGAUCCGAAAUGCCUAAUUCAAUAGUUGCACAUUCUCAUCUUAUGUUUUUUCAAUAGUAAAUAUCCUAGUGUCCUUUCAAUACUGACGUGUAGUUGAGAGAAAGCAAACCGCAACUACUCCCUUCCUCUGUUAUUUUCUUCCCACCAGCACAAUUAUCAGUUUUCAAAUUUCAAAUAUUUUAUUUCCCUUCUUCUCCUUUGUUUCUCUAUCUCAAACCCUGCCAAAGGGUCUCCAACUCAAAUUUUCUGGAAUUUUCUCAUCCCGCCUCCAUUACAGACAUGUCGUGUCCUUCAAGCAUCAUAUAACCCACCCCCGUGCUGGAGCUUGCCCCGUCAACUAUACCGAGGCAUAUAGGAAUAAUGAUGCAGAUGAUUUAUGUGCUGAUGCCUCUGCUGACUUGCCAAAUGAUGCGUGGGCGUGAUUCUUUUCUUUUUAUUUUUGACCUUUUCCAUGCAAUCAUUGUAAAGGGAAACAAGCUUCAGUUCAUGGAUCCUGUUUGUCACACCACUAAAGUGAGACUGUAGAAGAUUCGGAGAUGACAUGGAAAGCUGGUAGAGUCCACAGCACAAACGGGGAAGGGAGUGAGGGGGCGAUCCAAAAGUAAAUAAAUAAGCUAUUAGCUAAGACUUGAGUGCCUAUUUAUUGUUGUGCUGAAAAGCUUAAUAAUUUAGGUAGAGGUGUGUUGGUUGAAGUGGGGAAAGAAUGCAUGCAUCAUGCCGCAAGUUUGUGAUUCAUCCUCAUAACCGGUGGUACCUGGCGUGGAAGCACUUCAUUCUUAUAUGGGCAGUGUACUCAUCCUUCUUGACUCCCAUGGAGUUUGGGUUCUUCCGAGGCUUGCCCCAGAAGAUUUUCCUGCUGGACAUGGCGGGGCAAUUGUUUUUCCUCCUUGACAUCCUCCUCCGGUUCUUGGUUGGCUAUCACGAGGUCCAGUCCAACUCCCUCUCCUUGGUCCUGGACCCCCACAAGAUCGCCCUUAGAUACCUCAAGUCUUGCUUCCUCCCCGAUUUUCUCUCCUGUCUCCCCUGGGACUACUUUUACAAACUCUCCUCCAACAACGAGCUCGUCCGCUAUCUUCUCUUGAUAAGGCUCUGCCGUGCUUUCAGAGUCACCCAAUUCUUCGACACCCUCGAGAAGAACACCCGUGUCAGUUACUUGUUCUCCCGUAUCCUCAAACUCUUUGUCGUUGAACUUUAUUGCACCCACACUGCCGCUUGCUUAUUUUACUAUCUGGCAACUACCGUGCCCCCUUCCCAACACUCUUAUACCUGGAUCGGUAGCUUGAAGAUGGGUGACUAUACUUAUUCUGACUUCACUCAUAUUGAUCUUUGGAAGCGUUACGUCACCUCCCUCUACUUCGCUAUUGUUACCAUGGCUACUCUUGGCUACGGAGACAUCCAUGCCGUCAAUGUCAGGGAAAUGAUAUUUGUCAUGAUUUAUGUCUCCUUUGACAUGAUUCUCGGCGCUUACCUUCUCGGCAACAUCACUGCCUUGAUUGUCAAGGGAUCUAAGACCGAGAGAUUCAGAGAUCAAAUGUCUCAUAUUGUUAACUACAUCAAUAAGAACAAUUUGGACAAGCAGAUAUGUCACCACAUUAAAGAUCAUUUGCGCUUAAAGUAUCAUCCAAGUUACACCGGAUCUUCUGUUCUCCAGGACAUACCAACCACUAUCCGCACAAAGAUUUCGAUUAGUUUGUAUGAGCAGUUCAUUCAAAAAGUUUCUCUUUUCAAGGGAUGCUCUUCAGGGUUUAUAAAGCAGAUUGCAACCAAAGUCCAGGAAGAGUUUUUCCUCCCAGGAGAAUUGGUUAUGGAGCAAGGAGAUGUUGUAGAUCAACUCUAUUUUGUAUAUCACGGUGAGCUGCAUGAGAUAAGGAAGGAAGAUGAUGAUACAGAAGAAAAUACAAUUACAUUGCAUACCUAUAGUUCUUUCGGCCAGGUUUCUUUUUUUUGCAAUAAGCCUCAAACUUCCAUGGUUGAAGCUCAUGAAUUUUGCAAGGUUUUACGACUUGAUAAGAAAUCCUUUACUGAAAUACUGAAGAUAUACUUUUUAGAUGGUCGUAUUGUCUUGAACAAUCUCCUUGAGGUAAAAGACUUGAGUCUACAACGUAAGCUUUUGGAGUCAGAUUUCAACCUGACUAUUGGUAACAUGGAAACAGAGCUGGCAAUAAGGAUGAAUUUUGCUGCCCAUGAUGGUCAUCUUGAUCUUGUGAAACGUUUGAUUGGAUUUGGGGCAGAUCCCAAUAAGACUGAUUACGAUGGCAGAACACCCUUGCAUAUCUCAGCAUCAAAAGGAUAUGUAGAUAUUUCUUCCUAUCUUGUUGAGCAAGGUGUAAAUAUCAACUGUGCAGAUAAAUUUGGCACCACUCCCUUGCUUGAAGCCAUCAAGAAUGGACACGAAGAAGUAGCAUCUAUACUUGUUAACGCAGGAGCUAUCUUUACCAUUGAUGAUGUUGGCAAUUUUCUCUGCAUGACUGUUGCCAAGAAGGAGUUGGACCUUUUAAAAAGGGUUCUGGGUUGUGGAGUUAAUCCAAAUGCCAAAAAUUAUGAUCAACGUACACCUCUUCACAUAGCUGCCUCUGAAGGUUUGUUUACAAUGGCGGAAGUACUUCUAGAAGCAGGAGCGAGUGUUUUAUCUAAGGACAGAUGGGGAAAUACACCUCUUCAUGAAGCUCAUACCGGUGGGGAUAGAAAUAUGAUCAAAAUGCUUGAAGUGGCAAAAGCUUCUCAGUUGGUUGAGUUGUCCAAUAAUAUUCAUGAAACUCAAGGUAUCUAUCUUAUGUUUGCAACACCAACAGAUGAAAUUCCGAAAAAGAGAUGUAUAGUAUUUCCUUUCCACCCAUGGGAUGAUCAGAAAGCGGAUAGAAAAGAGGGAGUGGUCCUAACGGUUCCACAAAGCAUUGAAGAGCUUAUAAAGGAGGCGACAAAACAUUUGGAAAUUCCAAACGCUUCCUGUAUUUUGUCAGAACAAUGUGGCAAAAUUGUUUAUGUAGGCACGAUUAACAAUGAUGAGAAGCUAUUUCUAGUGAGUGAAGCACAGAAUGAAUGAGGUGAAAUGUUCAGCAGUACCAACACCACUAGCUGGUUAAUAUACUUUUUCUUUACUCCACAAAUUUUUCCAUUCCAGAUAAGAACAAUUUUUAUAUGUUUGCAGUUAUUGUCAAUUAGUACUAAUAAACAUCCUCUCAUCACUCUUUCAACCAUGGUACAUGUCAACGGAUCCAAGUUGGUGACGGGGUAUGUGAAGUUGACUUUGCAAAAACACCUUUCUUUCUAUGCUAUCUCGAUCGUAGUCAUAAUCCCAGUGCACAAGGUCAUUCAUUGACUACACCUGCCGGUUCUUUCUCAGUCUUCUCCACCCAUUGUUAGAAUAAAGGGUUGCUUUGUGGGAUGAAUGAGGAGGAUAUUGGUGGAUUGAUCUUUGUCUUCGAGGUGGAGCUUAAUUGUAUAAAUAUCAUUUUUCCUCUUUAAUUAAGCUAGCUAGUUUUCUCACGUGCUUCAAUCGCAUGUUCCAAAGUCGUAAGAACCAAGUAUUACAUUGUUAAUAAUAAUAAUAAAAAGUCACAAGAACUUUUAUCGUAAA
This is a messenger RNA of Glycine soja, 5955 nucleotides long. Its product is annotated as potassium channel SKOR-like. Gene Ontology annotation, molecular function: voltage-gated potassium channel activity; protein binding. Lineage: Eukaryota; Viridiplantae; Streptophyta; Magnoliopsida; Fabales; Fabaceae. Gene Ontology annotation, cellular component: membrane. Gene Ontology annotation, biological process: transmembrane transport; potassium ion transport. The transcript has 11 exons. Bases 3082 to 5421 code for a protein of 779 amino acids. The record is from RefSeq and is a predicted model, not a curated record.